Molecule: messenger RNA, 2218 nt
Organism: Mercurialis annua (annual mercury)
Lineage: Eukaryota; Viridiplantae; Streptophyta; Magnoliopsida; Malpighiales; Euphorbiaceae
Product: pentatricopeptide repeat-containing protein At5g25630
Exons: 4
Coding region: 140-2056 (638 amino acids)
Molecular function (GO): protein binding
Source: RefSeq, a predicted model, not a curated record
CAAUAAUCUUAUUUGUGGAUAAUAUAUUUUAUGCAUUUUACUCAUUUCAAAAUUUUAUUUAUAUCCCCUCUCCUCUCUCUCAUUGCAGUAUAAUAUUGCACUACUGCAACCAACAGGUUGAGAAGCACUUGCUAACAAUAUGGGAAGGUUCGGGGAGGAGAAGGCUUUGUCCGGAAUCUCCAACAAUAAUCAAGCAGAUUCAACCAUUUUCAAGAAAGGAUGGGUACAACCAUCGCCAUUCAAGGAAAAUAACUUGGAGUGUAAGAAUCAACUUUCUCCAGCUUCAGAGUCUACAGAGUUUGAAAAUGCAACCUGUUGCUCGUUUUGUAUGAGCAAAGACGGUUGCAGAACUGUGCGAUCACGGACUAAACUAAUGAACAUUUUGAUAGAAAAAGGGAAACCUCAGGAAGUGGAAUCCCUUUUUGAUAGUUUGAUUGGGGGAGGACACAAACCAUCUUUAAUAACAUACACCACUCUCUUGGCUGCCUUGACCAUGCAGAAGCGUUUCAAUUCCAUACGUUCAAUCAUCUCACAAGUGGAGGACAGUGGAAUGAAGCCUGAUUCGAUUUUUUUUAAUGCUGUUAUAAAUGCUUUCUCCGAGUCCGGGAACAUUGAGGAAGCCAUGGAAAUGUUUUGGAAGAUGAAAGAGAAUGGAAUGAAACCUACUACUAGUACUUAUAACACUUUAAUCAAGGGAUACGGCAUUUCUGGUAAACCUGAAGAAUCAGUGAAGCUUCUGGAACUUAUGUCCAGAGAAGGAGGUGUGAAACCCAAUCUUAGGACUUAUAAUGUUCUUGUCAGAGCAUGGUGUAACAAGAAAAAUAUUCAAGAAGCUUGGAAUGUGGUAUAUAAGAUGAUAGCUUCCGGUAUGCAACCUGAUGCAGUUACUUACAACACCAUAGCAACAGCUUAUGUUCAUAAAGGAGAGACAAAUUUAGCUGAAGAGAUGAUUUCAGAAAUGCAGAGAGCUGGAGUGCAACCCAAUGAGCGAACUUGCGCCAUUGUUAUAAGUGGAUACUGUAAAGAAGGGAAAGUAAAGGAGGCACUGCGGUUUGUUUACAAGAUGAAAGAACUUUGUGUGCGUCCUAAUCUCGUUGUUCUUAAUUCGCUAAUCAAAGGUUUUGCAGAGAUUAUGGAUAGAGAUGCGGUUGAUGAGGUUCUUAAAUUGAUGGAGGAAUUUGAUGUCAAACCAGAUGUUAUAACAUUUAGUACCAUCAUGAAUGCAUGGAGCACGGCGGGUUAUAUGGACAAGUGUAGGGAAAUCUUUGACAACAUGGUGAAGGCUGGUAUUGAACCUGACGGACAUGCAUAUAGCAUCCUCGCCAAAGGUUAUGUCCGUGCACAAGAGCCUGAGAAAGCUGAAGAACUUCUGGCAACUAUGAUUAAAUCAGGACUCGAUCCAAAUGUUGUGAUAUUCACCACUGUCAUUAGCGGAUGGUGCAGUGCCGGGAGGAUGGACUAUGCAUUUCGAGUUUUUGACAGAAUGUGUGAAUACGGAAUUUGUCCCAACUUGAAGACUUUUGAGACAUUAAUUUGGGGAUUCAGUGAAAACAGACAGCCAUGGAAAGCAGAAGAUAUUCUUCAGAUAAUGAGAGAGUUUAAUGUCGAACCCGAGAAAUCCACCAUGCAACUAGUUGCAGAAGCAUGGGGCGCCAUUGGAUUGACAAAAGAGGCGAGCAGAGUGCUAAACAACACGAAACAGAAGGAAAUGACUCCCCAAAAGGAGUCAGCCGAAGAAGACAUACCAGUUGAAAGGCUAGAGAAACUCUACCAAAAGCAAAAUGCAAGUGCAUCCUAUUCCAAUUUCUUACAUAUACCGAAUUUGGUUACGGGUGAUCAGAAAGGAUCUACUGCAGCUCCUAAAAAGGGUAGGAUGGUGCUAAGAGAUGGAGACUUUUCAAUGGAGUACUCUUUGCUUGCUCCGAAAUCCAUGUGUCGUUCGCAUACUUGUAAAUUUGGGGCAAGGUCUCCAAUUAUUAGCUAUAAGCAGUCUCAAGGUCAGCAUGUGAUUUAUGGUAUGUUUGCACAGUCAUGUACAGCAGUGUUCUUAAACUAAAAGGAAAGGUGAAAUGAAUUUUUCUUCAUUUCUUUUUCCUUUUUAUGUAUUUAUGUUCAUACUUUUACCCAACAGAAUUCUUCCUCAUUUUGUUGUAAAUAGUAAAGGGAGUUGUUAUUUUCAGUGAACUGUUUCAUAAUGCAAGUCAGUUGGUGUUUUCUA